AAACGGUCUUAAUAUGCAGAUACCCACAACUGUAUUAUAAUGUAAUUAUAGCAAAGGCAUGUGGCUUCGAAAGUUUAACGUUUGUUGUUGCGUAAUUAUUACAACUGUGGCCAAAAGAAGUGUAUAGUUUGUAGUGAAAUCAGACAUGGCAACUACGUGAUAGACACGUCUAUUUCAGUUUUCGUCUCGCAAAAACUGAUUGAAGGCAUAGUAUAGUUACUGAGAGGUUAUUUCUGCCUAAAUAUGACUUGAUCUCAUUCAUGAGCUUCAUAAUGUAAACACUAGAGCUCACAGGACAGCUUGGAAUCCCUUUAAAGCACCAUUACAACACAAAAUAGGCAUUUUCACCUGCCAAAAAUUGAUUGAAGGCCAGAUACAGUUACUCAAAGGUUAUUUCUGCCUAAAUAUGACUUGAUCUCAUUCAUGAACUUCAUAAUGUAAAGAUCUGACCGCUCAACGGGCUGCCGUGCGCGCUCCCGCGGCCAGAAAUCAGAUUCUGGCAGGCAAUCACUUUUUGGCACGACACCGGCAUGUGCGCAUGCUCCACCCCCUACCCUGGCGUAUGACCCCGGAACAAAAACUUUCAAGAAAGCCGGUCACCGUAACCGGUCACCGUAACCGGUCACAUUAGCCGGUCAGUAGUGAUGGCACAAUGUGUGAAACAAAGGUCGACCGGAAAGGAGGCCAUAUUAACCCGCUGAAAUGACGCACCAGUAGUGUUGAGGAGGAGGACACUUUCCCGUCAGUUAUUCGAUUUUCUCAGUUAAAUGUAAACAGAAGUCUGAUUAGACGCCAAAUUUUUUUCAUUUUUUUUUAAUCAUAGCUCGAUUAAACGGUGCAUGUAAACAAACACUGCAUGCAAUUGGAGAUCGAUUUUCGUCGGCAUGUGUGAUAGGACCAUAGAUAUAUAUAGGAGAGGCGUUUAGGUGUUUAUGUAUAUCUAGGACAACUCAUGUGCACCUGCCCUGCCCCCCCGCGCUGUCAAUGACCCCGGAAUAAAAAUAAGCCUGUCUCAGAAGAAGAAUACAAUCAGAGGAGAACAACCACCAGAACAGCAGCAUGGAAGCUCCCAGGAGUGCUCAUUUUUGGGCAGAAGACGAGUCUGCGCUCAUGCUGACCUUACUGAAGGAGCGGAACAUUUUAAAAUACAUGGACGGGAGGAAGACCAGAAAUGGAAACCUCUUCAAAAAGGUUGCUGAGCAAAUGAGAGAAGGUGGCUUCUCCCGGACCCCUGAGCAAGUCCGCAUUCGGUGGAAACACUUGAAAAAAAAUUACUACGAUGCCAGGAAGAACAACUUCACAAGUGGCCACAACCGGGUCGCUUGUCCGUUCGGCGACGCGCUGGAGGAGCUGCUGGGACCGAAGCCUUUGUCUCAGGUCGAACAUCAUGAAGAGGACAUCGGUUUCGAGGGUCCCUUAGAUGCUGCAUCAUCACCUUCGCCCCAGGCAUCACCUCAACCCCAACCGCAGUCUUCAUCAUCAAAGAGGCCGGCGAAUUUCAGCACUGGCCCAACCAGAUGGAAAAAGACUAAGUUUGAGACACUGGAGGCCUUCGCCAGGGCCAUGAGCAGCAAUGAUGAUGAGCUGCAACUCCAGAUGCAGAGAGCACAGCAUGCCCACGAAAAUAGACUUUGUGACAGAGUGAUGCAAUCCAUAGAAUCCCUGGCAUCUACAUUGUCUAGUGCUCUCCGCCCUCCUGCUCCCUCCACACCCUCUCAUCCUGGACAGUUAUCCUGGUAUCAACCGAUGCCCCCACAACCAUCACAACCAGCCCCCGCUGGUCCCUCACUGAUGCCGCACCCACCUGUUGAAAAUGGAGGUAUUAUGCCAAGUAAUGGAAUAAAAGAAGAGGAACAGGGAGAAAUCACAACUAAAACACCUCAAUCUUCACCAGCUACCUCCAACCCACACAUCAGGCCUGACGUCUCGAAUGAAGACGUUGGAUUAACCAGCAGUCACAGCACCAACCUGUCUACCUCUCUGCUGUCAGCGUCACAGGGAACCAGAGAUGCCGUUGAUGUUGCCUCAAACACAACGUCCAAUGAGAGAUAUGUUACAGAAGAGAGCACAGCGGCAACAAGUGAUGGACAAUUACAUGUGAUAAAGACAGAGAUUAGGGUCCCAACAGGCUCAGACAGCACUGAGCACUUCAUCAGGCCGGAGGCUGCCAUCUCCACCUGCUCUGAUCUGGACACAAUGGACCUCGACCAGCUCAAGAGAGAAAAAAUAAAAAUGCAACUGAAAGUCUUGAAGUUGCAAGAUGAAUACUACACUCUGAAAAUAAACAAUCUGAAAAAAUGAAUUGGAGCAGCCUCACACGGAAGCGCUGGUGCAUCUGACUGAUGAACUCCUCCCGGAGCAGAGCCUUCUCCUCUGCGCUGGGCGCCCAGUCCUUCUGCCGGGCAGCAUUGUCUACAGGAGGGACAGACAGAAGCAGUCAAGAGUGAAACACACACUUCUUUGUCUCUUCACUUCAACCUACAGGAGCACAGAAAACUACCAUCAUCGUCAUCAUCCUCUUCCUCCUCCUGCGCUCCGUCCUCCCUCUCCUGCUCCUCCUGCAGGCGAUGCUGGAUGAGACGCUCCUGGUAGGAGUUGAGGAGGAGGUGGGCGAGCCCUCCUGAGCCUCCUGCUGGUGCUCCUGGUCCCCCCUGUGUAUCGUCCAGCAUGGCGUCCUGGGAGCGCUCCAGCACCUAAAACCAGAUUUAUGAGCCGCUCAGAAAUGACUAAAAAACACAAACUGAGUUCAGAAAUGCUGCCUAAAUUCUGCUGAAAUAACACCAUGAAGGUACUGGCACUGCAUCAGGCUCUCACCUCCUCAUCAGUGAGGUACUGUCCAACGUACUGUUCAUACAGCAGCGGCUGCCUCAUCCGCAUCUGUUCCUCACUGAAAUAUUCACCCUCUUUAAGAGGGCAAGGUGUGAAGGAAAGAAGGAAACAUAAUAUUCGUCAUCAGGUAUGCGGUACAAACAGGACUGCCAGUGAUUGGUGUAGAGAUGUUGUGAUGGCAGCAGACUGUCUGCAUAAUACCCAAGGAGCAAGAGUGAAAUAUGUUAUAUUAUGUUUGUUAAAAAGAAAACAUACACUUCUACUGGUUUCAUGGGACUUGGCUGGACCGUUUUAAAACAUUGAUCCCAUUUUAAUGGCUCAACCUGCCAGCCUGUUUGAGGGACUUGGUUUCUUUAAAAAAAAUCUGAAGUUGUCAAAAUGACACCAGUUCCAUUGUCAGAAACUGUAAAAACAGAAAUUAUCAAUGGAUUAUUAAAUUUGCGAUGAACAAAUUGUGUGACGGAACAUUUAGUUUGCACAAACCACAUCCUGUAAAAAACAUUAAGUCCUGUGACCCUCAGCACAACUGGAAAGCCAUAAAUGACUAAGCUGAGACCGACAGUCACAUGACAAAAACACUGAAAUUCAACUAGUCUCUGGCCGUUUACACAGAUCAGAGGGGAAAGGACAAGUAGGUAGUAAAAAUGUAAAUUGUUUCAUAUGUAAGGCAUUUGGAGCUUCUAUUUUUCCAAAAUAGGUAACAUGUGGGCAUUUGAAAAAUUGUUGUAUACCUUCUAUUUUUGUAAAAUAAAUGAUCAAAGAAAUAAAACUUGCAUGUUGUUUAUUUCUAGAAGAUGUAUGCCUCUACAUACUGCACAAAAAAGAUUUUUUAGUUCUCCCUGCUUCUAGCCAUGAUUGUUAGAGAUUCAGGACUUAUAUUAAAUUUAAUGAAAAACAAAGCCACA
This is a messenger RNA of Centropristis striata (black sea bass), 3734 nucleotides long. Its product is annotated as myb/SANT-like DNA-binding domain-containing protein 7. The coding region runs from base 1060 to 2301 and encodes 413 amino acids. The record is from RefSeq and is a predicted model, not a curated record. The transcript has 5 exons. NCBI's taxonomy places the organism in Eukaryota, Metazoa, Chordata, Actinopteri, Perciformes, Serranidae.